Rhizophagus irregularis DAOM 181602=DAOM 197198 is the source of this 341-nucleotide messenger RNA. NCBI's taxonomy places the organism in Eukaryota, Fungi, Glomeromycota, Glomeromycetes, Glomerales, Glomeraceae. The record is from RefSeq and is a predicted model, not a curated record.
AUUCUCGAAGAUGACUUCAAUAAAACUCUCAGUACAAGAAACCUCUUCUAAUAAUAAUGCGCGUUUUAGCAGGAGAAUUUAUUUAAAUGUAGAAACUAUGCGAGAGCAUAAGUUAUGUACUGGUGAUCAUGUUAUUAUUAGAAAGGAAAUUGGUGGAAUGGAAUGUCAGAACGCGUUCCUUGAGGUAUAAAAUGAAGAAUUAUAUUUAAUAAUCAAAUUAUAUAUUUAUAUGAAAUUCAUUUUAAAAGAUGGUCAGUGUGGGUAUCGUAUGGCCGUCGUUUACUAUUAAAAAUAAUCGUAUGUUUCCUUAUUAUUAUUUGUUCUAAAUGUGGUCUCGUUUU